Messenger RNA from Myzus persicae (green peach aphid), 2543 nucleotides. RefSeq lists its product as uncharacterized. The transcript is spliced from 2 exons. The record is from RefSeq and is a predicted model, not a curated record. Bases 194 to 793 code for a protein of 199 amino acids. NCBI's taxonomy places the organism in Eukaryota, Metazoa, Arthropoda, Insecta, Hemiptera, Aphididae.
UUAUGUGUACCUUUGUAUUUUACAUGUGUUUGAUGGUAUUAUGACAAGUCAAAUGACAACAGCAAACCAAUAUUUAUUGUCACCGAGUGCGUAAUAGCUAAACUUGCUAUUAGUUUAAACACAUUUUCUUCAGUGACAGUUUGUACUUUAUCGUGGCCAAAAUCUUAAAAUACAAAUAAAAUCACAAACUCAGAUGCAUUAUCCUGUUGGUCAUAAUAGAUCUUUAAUGAUCAUCUUGUUGGUGGCGUAUAUUAUACGAGUCGGCAGCGGUAGGCCGCUGGAAGAACGGGAAUUCCCAGAGCCUCCUCAGCCGGGCACCUCGUCGACGCCACCGUUCCGGCUGCUGGAUUCCGCGCAGCGUACGGCCGAGGCACUGGCGCGGGACACGGCUCGAGUGUCGAACAAAGUCUGGUGGACCGUCGGCAAGCUGCUACUGUCGGCGGGCGAGUCCGUCAACCACUUGUGGGACGCGGCCCUGAACGUCUCUGUCCAGCUGCUCAAGGCCGGCGGCGCGGCGUGCGGCUCGAUUGCCGAACGGUUGGCCAACGUGCCGGUGAUCGGGUACGGAGCGUCCGGCGUCCACCAGGCGGUCGACGUGGCGGUGAACGCGGUGGCCAGCAACGUGGCCCACGACUCGAUGGUCAGGAGUCAGGCGUACGCGGUGCUCAAAGCCAAGCUGAACGAGAGCGGGGACCGCCUGCGGCCGUCCACGGUCGAGACGAGCGCUCCGGCGGCACCGCUGACCACGGCCACUGAUCAGCAGGGCCCGGUCUCAUUUUUUCCACUCGGAUAGCGCAGUCAAGCGUGCUUUGCAUAACACGUGAUAUCCAACAACAUCGAGAGCCCUACUAUGCACGCGCAUGCGCCACAAUAAUAUGUUAUAGACGUCAGCUGCACACCUACUCUACUUCAGCGAUUGACUAUAGGGGAAACAAAACUAUGGGGCCACACUAACCACUGUUCUGAUAACUAUUUGAAAAUUGUGUUCCUUAGCUUGUAUAUAAUCCCCGUAAAACCGUCAUAUUAUCUCAUAUUUUAAUAGUACGUUUUCUUCAGCAGGUUAUACUCUAGACCUUAUACUACUAGACAAAUAAUUUGUAUAACCACAUCAUCAAGAGGUAAAACAUCUCACAGUGAUGAAGGCUGUCUUGAGGACAGAAUACAACUAUCUAUACAUAUAAGUAACUUACUACCCUGCAAUACCAAACAAUAUGUUAUGAGUAACUCAGUAACCAAAAGGGCCCUUUAUCUCAUGCCGCUUUCCAUAUACUCGUUACUUGCGUAAUAGUAUAAUAUAUGGUCUAUGGUUAUAAGAAAACAGGCACUUUUAAUUUUUAUACAUUUAGUGGUUUUCAAGUUUUUUUAAGAUAUCAAUGUUACAAAUACCAUUAUUUGACUAAUCGCAAUAACUUAUAUGAACAGGGACGGUAUUUUAGAAUUAUUUUUUCGAGAAGCUACGAAAGGGGUGUCAUCUCUUAGUAACACCUAGUCAAAACUGUGUACCAUCCAAAGCACUCCUCACUAAAAUAUAGUAAAUAUUUUUUUUCGGCUUAAUAAUAUAGCAUAAAUAUCUGAAAAAUAAAAUUUUGGACUUAGUUUUCCCACCCUCCUCCCUACCACUCGUAAGCUCUUAACCUCAUCACUGUUCUUAAAAAAAACAUACCAACAAAAUGACUAGAAAACAUGAAUAAUGUUAUCGUCUUUAGGCCUGUGUUUACGAGCUGGGAUAAUAAAUGUUUGUGCACCUAAUGUAUCAUCACUUAUCAGAUUAUCAGGUUACCAGGGCAGAUUAAAAAAAGAAUAAAAUGGUUUAGAAAUUAAAACGAAAGAAAUUGACCUUGGUUCAUAAGUCACAAUCUAUAAUAUAGUAUAAAUGUAUAAUAUGGUCUUACCAUUUCAUAUCUGCACUUUGAAAACUCGUCCAAAUUUUAAAACACAAAUUAUAAAAUAAGUUACACAAAUUCAACUAUAGUGGAAAACAAUAAUUCAACUUGUAUAGUAUCUGUAUUAUAAGUGUAUAAAUAAUAGAUCAAUAAUUAACGAUGGGGGUCUUUAACAGAUCCAUUGACGCUGAGAUCAAUUUUUCAAAUGACAUAUCAUAGUCAUUAUAAUAUUAUAAUAUUAUUUAUACCUGUAAGUUAGAAUGCGUGUAUUCGUUACAAAUUUUUAAUUAGUCUAGUGAAAUAACAAAAUGUAUAAUAAUAUAGUUAUGAUCAAAACCUUAUACCUACAGGCUACAAUAUACUAUACAGUGGUUUUUGAACUAUGUUCCAUGGGUAGAGGUUCUGUGAGAGCAACAAAGGACGGCAGCACAUCCAAAUUUAAUAUUAUUGCCUAGUUGAUUGUAAAUUUUAAUCAUCGUUGUUUAUAAUGGUAUUAUAAUUUUUUUUUUUAAAUUGAUAUUCCUGGUUUAUGGGCUCUUUGGAUUUUUUACACAACUUGAGGGCUGUAUGAUCAAAAAAGUUGGAGAACCACUGCAAUAAUAGGUUUAUUGUACAUUGUAACUUAUAUUAUAUUUAACAACAAAAGAAAAUAAGAUAAUA